Oncorhynchus tshawytscha (Chinook salmon) is the source of this 1578-nucleotide messenger RNA. Its product is annotated as tumor protein D53 homolog. Lineage: Eukaryota; Metazoa; Chordata; Actinopteri; Salmoniformes; Salmonidae. The coding region runs from base 455 to 1039 and encodes 194 amino acids. Gene Ontology annotation, cellular component: cytoplasm. The record is from RefSeq and is a predicted model, not a curated record. The transcript has 8 exons.
ACAGGUGCCCAAAUUGAGUUUCCCGCAUUAGCAGCAACGUUCUUACGACAUUAAUUGGGAAAGUAGCUUAUUCUGUAAAAUAGCAUCGAUUAUCAAUGUGGCGCAUCUUCUGUAUACAAAUACCUAUUAUUUGUUUACCUAACCGGAGCUCAUUCCCCAUUAUCACACACGUGCGGAAGAGUAACUCUCAUUCUCAUAAUUACAGGUUGCUUUUUCCUCUUGAAUAAACAACAUUACAUUUCCAAUAAGACUACAUUAUAGUGUUUUCUUCGCUUUUCUGUAAAUGGCUUAGGCAUGUAAACCAUUGCGUGAGGCUGAAUUUGAGCAUAGAGAAGCAUUUGAGAGAUCUAGUAUCGACGAGUAGGGAUUGGACUCCAUUUAGCAAGAGCAACGUUAGCUUGAACACGGAAAAUACGUACCAGGUGAAACUGAGUUUUUCAUAAGUCUGCUGAUCAUGAAUAGGCAAGGUUGCAGUGGGGAGAAUGUUUCACCAAGGAACAUUUCCAUUGGAAUAUCAAGAAAUGGUCUGACUAACGGUCUAUCAGAGGAGGAUGAGGAUGAUUUAAAGAUGGAGCUAGCAAAGACAGAGGAUGAGAUGCAGACAUUGCGGCAGGUGCUCUUGGCCAAAGAGAAAUAUGCGGUGGACAUCAAGAGGCAGCUGGGUAUGGGCCCCUUCAGUGAGAUUAAACACAACAUGUCCAAAGGCUGGCAUGAAGUCCAGACCUCCAACAUGUAUAAGAUGACCCAUGACACUAUUUCUCAUGCAGGACAGAUCAGCACUGCUGCCAUGUCCACAAUGGGUGUGGCCAUCACAAGGAGACUGGGAGAAAUGAGAGCACUGCCUUUGCCAAGCCCACCUCGCCCCUCCUUGAGCCACUCCAUCAGUGUGCCUGCUAUGAGUAUGAGACAUUCCAAUACAUUCAAGUCCUUUGAAGACAUGGUGGGAAGUAUGAAGAACAAGGUGUCCGGGAGUCGAGGGAAUGACGGAAAUGUCUCUGGGUUUGGCAGAAGCCCAUCUCAGAACAGUGGUUCCUUCUAACAUAAUCCACCUAAUUUUCCCUCUUCCAUCUAUACUCCUUUAAUCACUUUCACCUGAUGUCAUUGUCCACACUACCCCAUCAGACAUUAAACAUUUUGUAGGAUGUUGAUGAAUGAAUAAAUUACCAAAUACAGUUUCUAUGGAUUCUGUGUGGGCUAUGCAGAGAUAUUUAACUUUUUGUUGUUGUUGGAGUGGGGUGGGAGAGAUUUAAAAUGUCAUACUGUGAAUUGAAUGUCAUCAAGGUGCAAAUGUUUUUCUACAAUUUUAUAGAAUGUAGCUUCAGUUGUGAGAUAGGAGUAAUGCAUUUUGUAUAGCUUUGUCAGUGUUGGUUCCAACCAUUCAUUCAUUUAAAAUGUUUAAAUAGUAUUUCCAAUAUCCAGCUAUUUAUAUUGUCCUGUUGAUUGAAGGAAAAUAUUACUGUUUUCCUAUUACUGUUGGCUUAUAUCCUGCUACUGCAUUCUAAGAACAUAACAAUCCCAAAUGUACAGUGAAGUAUUUUUGUACUUUGAGAAUUUUUAAUUAAAACGUAUUAUAUGUGG